UCCACUUCACUGUUUUUUAUUUCCCAUCAUGACAAAAUCAUUGUUCUUCAUUUUAAUCAUCGUUCUUCUUUCAUCAUCUUCUGAAUCUCGUUACCUUCCUCAAUUUCUCAGCAAACUCAAAACACAAAACAAUAUAAACCAACCAAUACAAAACUAUACUUAUGAUAUAAAAUAUUUUCAACAGACUCUUGAUCAUUUUAGCUUCAAUGAUGAUCUUCCUAGCUUUCAACAACGUUAUCUUAUCAACACUGAUCAUUGGGUUGGCCCAUCUCGAAUGGGCCCAAUAUUUAUGUAUUGUGGUAAUGAAGGCGAUAUCGAAUGGUUUGCUGUUAACUCUGGUUUUGUUUGGGAAAUUGCUCCUCGUUUCGGUGCCAUGGUCAUCUUUCCUGAACAUCGAUAUUAUGGUGAAUCAAUGCCUUAUGGGGGUCGAGAUGAGGCAUAUAAGAAUGCUUCAACUUUAGCACAUUUAACAGCUGAACAAGCACUUGCAGAUUUUGCUGUUUUGAUAACUGAUUUGAAAAGAAAUUUGUCAGCACAAGCUUCUCCGGUGAUCUUGUUUGGCGGAUCAUAUGGUGGAAUGUUGGCAGCAUGGAUGAGACUCAAGUAUCCUCAUAUAGCUAUAGGUGCACUUGCUGCUUCAGCACCAAUUCUUCAGUUUGAGGAUAUCGUGCCACUAGAAACAUUUUAUGAUAUUGUCUCUAAUGAUUUUAGACGAGAAAGCACAAGUUGUUUUGAUACUAUAAAGAAAUCUUGGGAUAUAAUAACUUCGGUUGGUCAGAGUGCAAGCGGUCUAGAUCAUCUUGCCAAGAAUUUCCACAUUUGCGGGAAACUAAAGAGUAGUGACGAUCUUUAUAAUUGGUUGGAAUCAGCAUAUAGUUUUUUGGCAAUGGUUGACUACCCAUACCCAUCAGACUUUCUAAUGCCUUUACCUGCUUACCCAAUAAAAGAGGUUUGCAGAGAGAUAGAUAAUGCUCCCGAUGGGAGUAGCAUUUUGGACCGUAUCUUUAAGGGUGUUAGUGUCUACUACAAUUACACUGGAACAGCCGACUGCUUUGAUUUGAAUGAUGACCCUCAUGGCAUGAGUGGUUGGGAUUGGCAGGCGUGCACUGAAAUGGUUAUGCCAAUGUCUAGUAACAAAAACUCUAGCAUGUUUCCAAAAUGGGAUUAUAACUACACUUCUUAUGCAGAGGAGUGCUGGGAUGAAUUCCGUGUGAUACCUAGGCCUACUUGGAUAACUACAGAGUUCGGUGGACAUAAUUACAAGUCUGUCCUGAAAACAUUUGGAAGCAACAUCAUCUUUUCAAAUGGUCUCUUGGAUCCUUGGAGUGGUGGCAGUGUAUUAGAGAACAUAUCAGAUAGUGUAGUGGCUCUUGUCACAGAAAAAGGUGCGCAUCACUUAGAUCUACGAGCAGCUACUACUAUGGAUCCAGAUUGGUUGGUGGAGCAAAGGGCGUCUGAAGUGAAGCUCAUUGAGGGUUGGAUUGUUGAUUACAAGCAGCGAAUGAAAUCAUUUUUCAGCAUCUAAUAGUGAGUAUAUAAGUGUAUAGCUGCUAACAGAACUGCCAUUCCACAUAUCGAUUGUAUAAGCUACUUUUCAGAUUAUUAUACUUGCUGUCAUUCCAAAAUAUGCGAAUGGUUGAUCAGUUUUAGAGUUUUAGUGAAUAAAGUUACUUGGUAACUUACAGAUUAAUACAACAACUGUGUUCUCAUAA
Molecule: messenger RNA, 1712 nt
Organism: Erigeron canadensis
Lineage: Eukaryota; Viridiplantae; Streptophyta; Magnoliopsida; Asterales; Asteraceae
Product: lysosomal Pro-X carboxypeptidase-like
Exons: 10
Coding region: 29-1525 (498 amino acids)
Biological process (GO): proteolysis
Cellular component (GO): vacuole
Molecular function (GO): serine-type exopeptidase activity; dipeptidyl-peptidase activity
Source: RefSeq, a predicted model, not a curated record